Messenger RNA from Babesia ovata, 1047 nucleotides. Its product is annotated as pyruvate dehydrogenase E1 component beta mitochondrial. The transcript has 3 exons. The record is from RefSeq and is a predicted model, not a curated record. Gene Ontology annotation, biological process: branched-chain amino acid catabolic process; response to nutrient. Lineage: Eukaryota; Apicomplexa; Aconoidasida; Piroplasmida; Babesiidae. Bases 1 to 1047 code for a protein of 348 amino acids. Gene Ontology annotation, molecular function: catalytic activity.
AUGCUGGCACGUUUUGCUAGGGUCACUCCCAGAUUUGGGCGUGGAUUCGUUUCCGCGGCGAAGGUCUCCUCAAAGGAAAUGAACAUGUGCACGGCGAUCAAUGAUGCGCUACAUAUUGCUAUGGCGGAGGACUCAACAACUACCGUUUUUGGAGAAGAUGUAGCUUUCGGCGGUGUGUUCAGAUGCUCAGUUGGUUUACUGGAGCGCUUUGGCGGUGACCGUGUUUUUAACGCCCCUAUUUGUGAGCAGGGUAUAGUGGGAUUCGGUAUAGGCAUGGCAGCCCUGGGGUCUAGGGCGAUCGCAGAAAUACAAUUCGCCGAUUACAUUUUUCCGGCGUUCGACCAGAUUGUCAAUGAGGCUGCUAAAUUUAGGUACAGAUCAGGCGGUAGUUGGGAUGUUGGAAAACUUACCAUACGCUCUACUUGGGGAGCAGUUGGUCAUGGAGGACUGUAUCAUUCGCAAUCUCCGGAGUCCCAAUUUGCGCAUGCCGCUGGACUAAAGAUUGUUGUUCCAAGAGGUGCAUAUCAAGCAAAAGGGCUGCUACUGAAAUCUAUAAGGGAUAACAACCCUGUGAUAUUCUUCGAACCAAAAGCACUGUACAGAGCGGCAGUCGCAGACGUUCCCCUGGGAGACUACGAACUGGAGUUGUCGAAGGCUGAUGUUGUGAGAGAGGGAAGCGAUGUGACAAUGGUUGGAUAUGGCAGUUCCGUUGGCCUGAUGCUCAAGGCUGCCGACUUAGCCAAAGAGCAGUUGGGGAUAGAAGUGGAAGUAAUAGACCUGCAAACCGUACUCCCGUGGGACGUAGACACUAUGGAUAAGUCGGUGUCAAAGACUGGAAGAUUGAUCAUCACACAUGAGGCGCCAAAGACCCUGGGUAUGGGAUCUGAAAUCGCAUCAACCAUGGCAGAGAGGCACUUUUUCAAGCUGGAAGCCCCAAUAGAAAGAGUAUGCGGAUACGACACACCCUUUCCCCUUGCGUUCGAGAAGUUUUACCUGCCAGAUCAAUUCAAAUUAUUGGAUGCCGUGAAGCGUGUGUGUCAAGUAUGA